Messenger RNA from Olea europaea var. sylvestris, 562 nucleotides. RefSeq lists its product as uncharacterized. The transcript is spliced from 2 exons. NCBI's taxonomy places the organism in Eukaryota, Viridiplantae, Streptophyta, Magnoliopsida, Lamiales, Oleaceae. The coding region runs from base 144 to 515 and encodes 123 amino acids. The record is from RefSeq and is a predicted model, not a curated record.
UAUCAAACUUAUAUAAAAUACAUCAACUUGUGUCAUCAACAGCUAAAUACAAUCCAGAAAGAACCUGAAUAUGCUUAUUUCACAAAAUUUAUUUUCCUUUAGCACGAGAAUGAUCUGCACAAAACAUGCAAGGCUAAUGCUUAAUGGCUUCUUCUUCUACAACUAGUUUUUGUUCUGCGACUUUGCCAUAUAAGAAGCCUCGGUUUCAUCGGUUCCUUCAAGUGAGAUCCCAAAGCUACGGUGAAGAAGGGAAAUCAAGAGACAUUGUUGAUGUGAAUCUGUGCAUUCUGAGGGAAAGGAUACAAGAAAUCAGAGUAAAAGAAAGACUCGAAAAUUGCUGUGUAGCUAAGCAAGGAUGGAAUUAUGCACAUGCCUAUAAUUAUAAACGCAAAAUAGAUGCACAGUUUUCUCUCUUUCUCCAAAUUAUUGGCAUAGUUUGUGGGACUUUUAGCCUCGUACUUGCGUGUUGUACUCUUUGCCUCUGCUUAUUUUCCCUUUUAGUUCAUCUCCAUUAAUGAACUGCUGCUCUAUAGUAAUAAAUAUCUUUGUUUAGAAUCACUAG